UGGCCCGCGCCUUAUAGGCCUCGCUGGUGCUUCCUGCUUCCUCUUUCGCCGAGACCCGCCGACAUGGGCCGCGUUCGCACCAAGACCGUGAAGAAGGCGGCGCGGGUCAUCAUCGAGAAGUACUACACGCGCCUGGGCAACGACUUCCACACCAACAAGCGCGUGUGCGAGGAGAUCGCCAUCAUCCCCAGCAAGAAGCUCCGCAACAAGAUCGCCGGCUAUGUCACGCACCUGAUGAAGCGCAUCCAGAGGGGGCCCGUGCGGGGCAUCUCCAUCAAACUGCAGGAGGAGGAGCGGGAGCGGAGGGACAACUACGUGCCCGAGGUCUCGGCCCUGGACCAGGAGAUCAUUGAAGUGGACCCUGACACUAAAGAGAUGCUGAAGCUCCUGGACUUCGGCAGUCUGUCCAACCUGCAGGUCACCCAGCCUACCGUUGGAAUGAAUUUUAAGACACCACGUGGAGCCGUGUAAAUUUGCCUUGCUGUGAUAUUUUCAGUAAACUUCAUAAAACACCUUG
Molecule: messenger RNA, 517 nt
Organism: Sorex fumeus (smoky shrew)
Lineage: Eukaryota; Metazoa; Chordata; Mammalia; Eulipotyphla; Soricidae
Gene: RPS17
Product: ribosomal protein S17
Exons: 5
Coding region: 64-471 (135 amino acids)
Biological process (GO): translation
Cellular component (GO): ribosome
Molecular function (GO): structural constituent of ribosome
Source: RefSeq, a predicted model, not a curated record